CAAAGAUGGCCGCCCUGUUGUUUUGAUGAAUAAUACUUGGUGGGGCGAGGGGGUAAGAGUAGGGUUGGAGGGGUAGGAGGAUUCACGCUCCCGGCGAGGGCUUCGCCAGUCCCGUCCCUCCCCUCCCCCCACCAGGGUUCUUGCGUGGAGGCGGGGCGAGCCUGGCCUGCUUUUUAGAGGGGCGGGGCUUCCCGGUCCUGCGCUGGGCUCUAGCUGGGCUGCCGUAGGGUCGCGGCGCCUCGGGGGCAUCCAGUGUGCAGCGGAGCCGUUCCCGCCAGGGGCCAGGGGUGGGACCCGAAGCAGGGUCUGCGGGAGAGAAACGCAGCUGCCGCGUCACCGCCACGAAGACACGGCGCGCAGCGGGCACGAGCCGAGCUGGAGACCGUGCCGCCCGCUCUGGGUAACCUGGGAAGCUAGGGGAGUCCGUGGAGCCUGGAGAGGACCCCGUAGCUGCGGUCGUGGCCAGAGGAGGCGGCUCGGGGCGCUUGCAGCUGGAGGAGGUUGGGGCCAUCUGAGCGACCGGAGCCAAGGCGAUUCAGUGCCUCGUGUUCUUAGUUUUUAACCUCUGACUAUGCAAUUCUGAAACCUCCCCCAUUGGGGGGGACCAGACAGCCCGCUAGAUACCUUCCCGUCUCCUUUGCUCCCGCCCUGAUCUCAAGAACUGAGGAUCUCUUCCCUAACGCCUUUCACCAUUAAGAGGAAAGCGAUGGAGGAGCUGAGCGCUGACGAGAUUCGCCGGAGGCGCCUUGCACGACUUGCUGGUGGACAGACCUCCCAGCCGAGCACCCCGCUUACGUCUCCCCAGAGGGAGAACCCUCCGGGACCUCCAAUACCUGCAUCAGCCCCAGGCCCUUCCCAGAGUCUUGGUCUCAAUGUCCACAACAUGACCCCAGCUACCUCCCCCAUAGGUGCAGCAGGAGUUGCCCAUCGGAGCCAGAGCAGCGAAGGAGUCAGCUCUCUGAGCAGCUCACCGUCCAACAGCCUUGAGACGCAGUCUCAGUCCCUCUCCCGUUCCCAGAGCAUGGAUAUCGACGGCGUCUCCUGUGAGAAAAGCAUGUCCCAGGUGGAUGUGGAUUCGGGAAUUGAAAACAUGGAAGUGGACGAGAAUGACCGACGGGAGAAAAGGAGUCUGAGCGAAAAGGAGCCUUCUUCAGGUCCUGAAGUGUCCGAAGAGCAGGCCUUACAGCUGGUCUGUAAGAUCUUCCGCGUCUCCUGGAAGGACCGGGACAGAGAUGUCAUCUUCCUUUCUUCUCUUUCUGCGCAGUUUAAACAGAACCCAAAAGAAGUGUUCUCUGAUUUUAAGGAUCUGAUUGGCCAGAUUUUAAUGGAAGUGCUGAUGAUGUCCACUCAGACACGAGAUGAAAAUCCAUUUGCCAGUCUGACAGCCACAUCUCAGCCUAUUGCCACGGCAGCUCGGUCACCUGACAGAAAUCUCAUGCUGAACACUGGCUCCAAUCCAGGAACAAGCCCCAUGUUCUGCAGCCUAGGCUCCUUCGGCGCCAGCUCGUUGUCUAGCCUCUAUGAAACUAGCCCUGCUCCUGCUGCCAGUUUCUGGAGCUUUGCACCAGGGCUGAGUCCAUCCUUGGCCUCACCUUCCCGUGCAGCCCCCCAGGUUGCUGUGCCUCCUGCAUCCCUGAGUCCUCACAGUGCAGCCCGCCAGGUGGCUGUGCCUCCCGCAUCCCCGAGUCCUCACAGUGCAGCCCGCCAGGUGGCUGUGCCUCCUGCAUCCCCAAGUCCUCACAGUGCAGCCCGCCAGGUCGCUGUGCCUCCCACAUCCCCAAGUCCUCACAGUGCAGCCUGCCAGGUGGCUGUGCCUCCCGCAUCCCUCAGCCCUCACAGUGCAGCCCGCCAGGUGGCUGUGCCUCCCACAUCCCCAAGUCCUCACAGUGCAGCCCGCCAGGUGGCUGUGCCUCCCGCAUCCCCAAGUCCUCACAGGGCAGCCCGCCGGGUAGCUGUGCCUCCCGCAUCCCCAAGUCCUCACAGUGCAGCCCGCCGGGUGGCUGUGCCUCCCACAUCCCUCAGCCCUCACAGUGCAGCUUCUGGAACUGUGGCUGGAAGCCAAGCCUCAUCCCCAAGGUAUCGACCCUACACUCUCAUGCACCCAUGGGGGUCUUCACCUUGCCCCACCCCACGACCCUCCAUUCAGGCUAACUCCCCAGGCUUCCCUGCCCGCCCAAGUAGUCCCCGAGCAGUACCUGUCAGCUCCUCCAGACAGAGACCCCGCAGCAGGGGCCCCGCCUUCCCACCCGGCUCGCCCAGUGCUGCCAGCAGACGUCCCUCCUCCCUGCGGACCUCUCCUAGUUUGGGAGCCUCUGGUGGAGCAAGUAACUGGGAUUCGUACAGUGAUCAUUUCACCAUUGAGACCUGCAAGGAGACAGACAUGCUGAACUACCUCAUCGAGUGUUUUGACCGAGUUGGAAUAGAGGAAAAAAAAGCACCAAAGAUGUGCAGCCAGCCAGCAGUCAGCCAGCUUCUGAGCAACAUCCGCUCGCAGUGCAUCUCCCACACCGCGCUAGUGCUACAAGGUUCCCUCACACAGCCCAGGUCCUUGCAGCAGCCGUCCUUCCUUGUGCCGUACAUGCUGUGCAGGAACCUCCCGUACGGCUUCAUUCAGGAGCUGGUGAGGACCACUCACCAGGAUGAAGAGGUGUUCAAGCAGAUCUUUAUCCCUGUUUUACAAGGCCUGGCUCUGGCUGCCAAGGAGUGCUCUCUCGACAGUGACUACUUCAAAUACCCCCUCAUGGCACUAGGUGAGCUCUGUGAAACCAAGUUUGGGAAGACACACCCUGUGUGCAGUUUGGUCGCCUCUUUGCCCCUGUGGUUGCCGAAGUCUUUAAGCCCUGGUUCUGGGCGGGAGCUGCAGAGACUCUCCUACUUAGGGGCCUUCUUCAGUUUCUCGGUCUUUGCGGAGGACGAUGCAAAGGUGGUUGAGAAAUACUUCUCAGGGCCCACCAUUACCCUGGAGAACACCCGUGUCGUCAGCCAGUCACUACAGCAUUACCUGGAGCUGGGACGGCAAGAGCUUUUCAAGAUUCUGCAUAGUGUGUUGUUAAAUGGCGAAACUCGUGAAGCAGCUCUCAGUUACAUGGCGGCCAUCGUCAAUGCCAAUAUGAAGAAAGCCCAGAUGCAGGCAGAUGAUCGGUUGGUGUCCACAGACGGCUUUAUGCUGAACCUCCUUUGGGUCCUGCAGCAGCUAAGUACAAAGAUCAAGCUGGAAACAGUUGACCCCACUUACAUAUUCCACCCGAAAUGUCGGAUUACUCUCCCGAACGAUGAGACACGGAUAAAUGCAACAAUGGAGGAUGUGAAUGAGUGGCUGGCUGAGCUCUAUGGAGAUCAGCCUCCAUUUUCUGAGCCAAAAUUCCCUACGGAAUGUUUCUUUCUCACCCUGCACGCUCACCACCUCUCUAUUCUGCCUAGUUGUCGUCGCUACAUCCGCAGACUACGAGCUAUCCGAGAGCUCAACAGAACUGUGGAAGAUUUGAAAAGUAACGAAAGCCAGUGGAAAGAUUCUCCACUGGCCCCCAGACACCGAGAAAUGCUGAAGCGCUGUAAAACUCAGCUUAAGAAACUGGUACGGUGCAAGGCCUGUGCUGACGCUGGCUUACUUGACGAGAGCUUCCUGAGAAGAUGUCUGAAUUUUUAUGGCCUUCUCAUUCAGCUGAUGCUGCGCAUCCUGGACCCUGCGUAUCCCGACGUAACACUGCCUUUAAGUUCAGAUGUCCCCAAGGCGUUUGCAGCAUUGCCUGAGUUUUAUAUAGAGGAUGUUGCUGAAUUUUUAUUUUUUAUUGUACAAUACUCUCCCCAGGUGCUGUAUGAGCCCUGUACUCAGGACAUUGUGAUGUUCCUCGUCGUCAUGCUGUGCAACCAGAACUACAUCCGCAACCCAUACCUAGUGGCCAAACUGGUGGAGGUCAUGUUUAUGACCAACCCUUCUGUCCAGCCUCGAACUCAGAAGUUUUUUGAGAUGAUUGAGAACCAUCCUCUCUCUACCAAAUUGCUGGUACCUUCCCUCAUGAAAUUUUAUACAGAUGUCGAGCAUACCGGAGCCACCAGCGAGUUCUAUGACAAGUUCACCAUUCGCUAUCACAUUAGCACUAUUUUUAAGAGCCUUUGGCAAAACAUAGCUCACCAUGGCACCUUCAUGGAGGAGUUCAAUUCUGGAAAGCAGUUCGUUCGCUACAUCAAUAUGCUGAUAAAUGACACGACCUUUCUGCUGGACGAGAGUCUGGAGUCGCUGAAGCGGAUCCAUGAAGUGCAAGAAGAGAUGAAGAACAAAGAGCAGUGGGACCAGUUGCCUCGGGAUCAGCAGCAGGCCCGGCAAUCUCAGCUUUCUCAGGAUGAGCGCGUUUCACGUUCUUAUCUCGCGCUGGCGACUGAAACUGUGGACAUGUUCCAUCUCCUCACUAAGCAAGUUCAGAAGCCGUUCCUCAGACCAGAACUUGGACCCCGAUUAGCAGCCAUGCUGAACUUUAACCUCCAGCAGCUGUGUGGCCCCAAGUGCCGGGACCUGAAAGUUGAAAACCCAGAGAAGUACGGUUUUGAGCCAAAGAAGCUGUUGGACCAACUGACAGAUAUUUACUUGCAGCUGGACUGUGCUCGCUUUGCUAAAGCCAUUGCUGAUGACCAGCGAUCCUACAGCAAGGAGCUGUUUGAAGAAGUCAUUUCAAAGAUGCGGAAGGCAGGAAUCAAAUCCACCAUUGCAAUAGAGAAGUUUAAGCUUCUUGCUGAGAAAGUGGAGGAAAUAGUGGCCAAGAAUGCACGGGCAGAAAUUGACUACAGUGACGCGCCGGAUGAGUUUAGAGACCCUCUGAUGGACACCCUGAUGACCGACCCUGUGAGACUGCCCUCUGGCACCAUAAUGGACCGCUCCAUCAUCCUGCGGCAUCUUCUGAACUCCCCCACUGACCCCUUCAACCGCCAGAUGCUGACUGAGAGCAUGCUGGAACCAGUGCCAGAGCUGAAGGAGCAGAUUCAAGCCUGGAUGAGAGAGAAGCAGAGCAGUGACCACUAAACCGUCCCCGUCGCACUUCUCUGCUGGAAACAGCCACGCCAGCCAGCCAGGCCGAAGCAGCAUCCACCUCAAAGCCGCUGCUCAGCCCUGCAGCCAGAUGUGGCCAGAUCCUGAGAGCCCACCCCGAGUGACCAAACAGUAGAGAUCUGAGAGACAUGAUGAGAAGAGGAGCCUGAUUCCUGUACAUAUAUUUAAGUGACAAACCGUCAAAAGCUUGAGGGACGAGUUUUACGAUUGCCUGUGUAGUAAAGCGCGUCCCUCGCCUGUCACGACCUGGGGCUGUGGCGACGGAAGUCUUUAGUGAUGGCGAGCGAUGGCGAGCGGGUCUGGGCAGCAUCCCCCUGAGCUUUCGUUUUGUUUUGUUUUUUUCGAUGUGACUAGAGAACUCGGACAUUUUGCUGCUAAAGAAUCUCCCCUUUCCUCACCCUCCUUGCGCUGUGGGUUUUUUAAAGAAACAAAACCAGACUCCUUUCCUGGCCUCCAAACACGUAUUCUGUGAGAUACCUGUGCCUGCGACAAAGUGUUAAUCUUGGGAUCGUAUUUUUAUAUCAUAUUCACAUACUUGUUUUUUUAAUUGGUGUUAGAUGACAUGAUUAAUAAAAAAGGCAAGAUAUUUUCAGAAUUUGAAUUUCAGUUUUUUUUCCCUUUUGAAAUAGCCCCUUCACAUUUUUUUUUUUUUUAUUAUAAACAAAAUGAAGAGAGCCCUGUUGCCCUGGCCCUUCUACCAAGCCCUCGAUUAAGAUUCUGAGGAACAGGUGCAGCAUCAGGAUGGCUGAAGUGGAUCAGAACUCGUGUGACUUGUGGGGUUUGGGGAGGUGAGGGUUGUGUUUUGGUUUUUGUUUUUUUAAUCCAAUGUGACAAUUCCAAACCUAUUGCCAUUAUCCUCUGGGAAUCAAUAGAUUCCCCAACCCUGGGUUUAUUUGUAUGCUGUGUCCUUUUGGUGUUUGGCCUUACCAAAGCAAAAACAAAAAAACAAACAAAAAAAAAGAGGGUAGAAGAAAUGUGAAAAUCUGUCUGCUUGUUUCCAUGCCCGACAAGCGCCACCACGCUGGCGCACGCGAGCAGAAACCCUUUGUAUUACCGCUCCCUACGCAACAUACUUGAAUUCUUGAACUUCCUGUGGGGUAAAAAAAGGAUUUGAAACCAUAAAGUGUUCUAAGAAAAUGAAAUCGUCAGAAGCAUAUUUUCUUUUUUUCCCUUCUCCUCUUCUCCACAGACAAUGUGCUCUGUUCAGUUCCCAACACAAACUCCAAUAAAGAGUGAUGCCCAUUCGGAA
This is a messenger RNA of Chionomys nivalis (European snow vole), 6290 nucleotides long. RefSeq names its product ubiquitination factor E4B (gene Ube4b). Bases 707 to 5014 code for a protein of 1435 amino acids. NCBI's taxonomy places the organism in Eukaryota, Metazoa, Chordata, Mammalia, Rodentia, Cricetidae. Gene Ontology annotation, molecular function: ubiquitin-ubiquitin ligase activity. Gene Ontology annotation, cellular component: cytoplasm; nucleus; ubiquitin ligase complex. The record is from RefSeq and is a predicted model, not a curated record. Gene Ontology annotation, biological process: protein polyubiquitination. The transcript is spliced from 28 exons.